AUGGCGUCGAAGCUCCUUCAGCUUCAAUCGAAGGCCGCCCAAGCUUCCCAGUUAGUGGCCAAGCAUGGCUGCACGUACUAUAAACAGCUGCUGGAGAAAAAUCACCAGUACAUCCAGAAUCCGCCUUCUAUUGAGAAGUGCAAUGAACUGUCCAAGCAGUUGUUUUACACCCGCCUUGCCAGGUACCGAUCCAGUAUCCUAUAGGAUGCCCAAUUUGAAUGGAACACGCUGCAGUGUUGAUAAAGUUUUUUUUCGCAUCUCUUCACUGGCGUUCUAUAUGUUAUCUGAGUUUACUUUCCAUGUCCUCAUCCUACACAGUGUCCCCUCGUAGCUACUAUAUUUUAGAAUAUCUGGUACCUUUUAGAAUUAUGUUAAAUAUUUUUGUAUAUUUCUACGCCACGGUGGAUACGAAUAUCAUCUAAGUUUUUCAUUACUGCCCGCCAUUGCCCCAAUUCUUCUUUAAGAUAUGUAAGGGUUUGGUAAAUCUGACAUGGGAUAAGAAAAAAAUUCUAAUCAUCCCCACAUAAAUGGUUACAUUAUAUGGCUUGGUAACUUUUAUAAUUCUGAAGAGGACUUAUGGGAACAGUCGCGUAGUAAAAAACAGCUAUAUUAGUUGUGAUUUUAGCUCAUGGAACAAAGAAUUUCAACGCCCAAAACAUUCCCUAAACUUUUCAGAGAGUCUAGGGAAGAAGCUGAAUUCAAGCUUCGCACAAGUUCGGAAAACGAGGUGAUAUAUUAGACUGACUGACUUUUCCCUCUUUCUUCCCAUCCAAGUAGCCCGUGUUUUACAACGAACAGUAGACUGUGAUCUUUCGUCACAGUUUUCUGCGUGGGACUUAACCUUCCCCUUCAGACAUGUAAAGUUUUGUUUCUAGGAUUUACUCCACGAGCGCCCCCACCCCAACCCACUCUGUUCUUCUUCUGAGAGGUGUAAGAUGAGUCUAGCUGAUUCAUUUGAUUUUCCUGGCACGGUGUUAUUUAUGCAGUUGGUUAUAUUCUUUUAUUGAGACGAGCAGGUUUGCCCACCCUUUACGUCCUACUAACAAAGAAAAUGCCUUUUUUAUAAGUAUCUUUUCUUCAUUCCCUUUAUUCUAGUUCAGAUCAGACAUGAGCCUUUCCAUCACCUUGGUGAUUGUCUAUCUGGAAUUAUUUGUUUUUUAUGAACCAAAAUAUUGCAUACUCUCCCAUCUGCGUAUUCUUUUGUGCCUUUGUAGCUCUAAUUCUCAUUAGUCUCGUUCCGUGGGAAGAGAUGAAUCAAUAGUGAUGGCUAUAAUCAUCUUUUUUUAAUUGACCUAAACAAAUGGGUACGACCGCAGUUUGGGCUUUUUAAUUAUUCAUAAUGUUUGCAUUAAUUUGUGGAAAUAUAAAAGAGAGAUUAUUCAGGUGCAGUUGUUUGUUGAUUAUUAUCUCAUGUGUACUUCAAACACGUCAACGAUGGCAGCCUUCCUGCCCGGUACGAGUCGUUCUGGAAAGAGCUGGACUCUGUGAAGCAGCUGUGGAAGAACAAAGGAGACCUCAAGGUGGAGGACGCCGGAAUAGCAGCCCUCUUCGGCAUCGAGCUCUUCGCAUGGUUUUGUGUCGGCGAGAUUGUGGGGAGAGGUUUCACAAUCACGGGCUAUCACGUCUGA
Messenger RNA from Spirodela intermedia, 1628 nucleotides. NCBI's taxonomy places the organism in Eukaryota, Viridiplantae, Streptophyta, Magnoliopsida, Alismatales, Araceae. The record is from the annotation of a GenBank genome assembly.